Molecule: messenger RNA, 2467 nt
Organism: Andrographis paniculata
Lineage: Eukaryota; Viridiplantae; Streptophyta; Magnoliopsida; Lamiales; Acanthaceae
Product: trihelix transcription factor PTL
Exons: 2
Coding region: 355-2094 (579 amino acids)
Source: RefSeq, a predicted model, not a curated record
GAGAAUUAGAGAGGUGUGGACGACUGUAUACAAAUACAUACACAGAUAGAGACAGAGGUAGAGAUAGAGAUAUAGAUAUAGAUAGACAUAGAGAUAGAGAUAGAGAUAUAGAGAGAGAGAGAUGCAGCAGCAGCAGCAGCAAGCAGAAGGUGAAGCAGAAGCAGUAAUGUAGAGAUGGGUCCAUUGUCCUCUACACGAAUUCAUGACCUUUUCCUGUAAGGACACGAUCCGGGUCUGCCGCUCCUUUCACCAUUCUCUACCCUCAAACAACCUUCCCCUCUCUCUCUUCGAUCAAAAUUACAAAAGCUAGCUAACAAUCGAUCAGAAAAAAGCCAAUUCGAGUUAAAAAAAAAAAUGGAAGAUCAAUACGGGAUAGCCGAUCUGCGGCAGUACAUCACCAGCAGGCCAUUGUUUCCGGCGAUCCCUCAGCCGCCGGACUUGCUCUCCACCCACCGGGGCUUGAACCUCAAUCCCCCGCCCCAUCUCUACGAUAUGCUCCUCUUCCGCUCAGAUUCCACCACUCCCGGAAAUACUAAUGCCGGAGGCACCAGCAACACCGCCGCCGCCGCUGGGUGUUUCAGUGCUUUCGAAACUGGGCUUAAUGUUGGGGUCGGAGGUUGCGGCGGCGAUAGCGGCGCUGGGAGAUGGCCGAGACAGGAGACGCUCACUCUUCUGGAGAUUAGAUCGAGGCUCGACCACAAGUUCAAGGAGGCGAACCAGAAGGGUCCCUUGUGGGAUGAAGUCUCCAGGAUAAUGUCCGAGGAACAUGGAUACCAGAGAAGUGGCAAGAAGUGCAGGGAGAAGUUCGAGAAUUUAUACAAGUAUUACAAGAAGACUAAAGAGGGUAAAGCUGGAAGGCAAGAUGGGAAACAUUACAGGUUCUUUAGACAGCUCGAAGCUCUCUAUGGUGAUUCCAACAGUGCAGCCUCAGCUUCGGAAGCAGCAAUUAAUCUUGCAGGAGGUAAUUAUAUCUACAAUUAUCCUAACACAAACACUUCUUUAGCAACUCAUCAAGAAUCGUUCCAAGGCCAGAAAGUCUCCGACACUAGCCUUAGCCUCUCGAAUUAUUCCGAUGCUGAUACUAGUUCAUCAGACAACGACAACACUAACUUUAACAAAGUGAUGGAUGAUGAAGAUGAAGAAGACGAUGACGACGAUGAAAAUAAUAAUAACAAUGGUGAGGGCAAUGAUAACGAUAGAAAGAACAAGAAAAGAGGGAAGAGGGCCUGGAAGGUGAAAAUUAGGGAUUUCAUCGAUUUACAGAUGAAGAAAUUGAUGGAGAAGCAGGAGGCCUGGAUGGAGAAGAUGAUGAGGGCCAUGGAGCAGAAGGAGCAAGAAAGGAUGAUGAGAGAGGAGGAAUGGAGAAAACAAGAUGCUGCAAGGAUGGAAAAAGAGCACAAAUUCUGGGCAAGUGAAAGGGCCUGGAUUGAAGCUCGGGAUUCUGCUCUAAUGGAAGCACUUCACAAACUGACCGCCAGGAAAUUGGAUUAUCCAGCGGCGGAGGAGAAUCAGAUCAUGGCAGCAGAAAACCAGAACGAUGAUGGAAGCGAGACGAUGACAAAUUCGACAAGAGGAGGAGGAGGGGACAUGAUCUGGGCAGAGAGUGAAAUCAGCAGAUUGCUUCAGUUAAGAACAGGCAUGGAAGCAAAAUUCGAGCAGCAGCAGCAAAGUGGGGGAUCGUUAUCAGAGGAGGUGCUGUGGGAGGAAAUAGCAACAAAAAUGGCGUGUUUCGGACAUGACAGGUCUGGCAUGAUGUGCAAAGACAAGUGGGAUAGAGUCAAUAAUUAUCUACUCAAGUGCAACAAGAAAAGAAAGGAGAGCACAAAAGGCUGCAGCAGCAACAGCAACAGCAACGUUGUAUUGUAUAAUAAUUUUCAGAGAAGUAAUAAUAUGGAACAAAUAUCGAAUCAAGGAGGAAGAGGAGGAGGAGAUAACAGUAAUGUCUUUUCUUGUGAGACUAGUGCUAGUGAUCAUACAAUCAGGCUUAAUAAUGAUCAUGGCAGCUCCACAUCUCCCAACAACACUGCAGCAGCCAUGACUGAGAAUUGCUUGAGGUACUUCUUGGGUGAUGCUUAUGGAAGAAUUAUGGAUUGAUGGAUGGAUCAUUCAUUUCGAUGCUCAAAUGACUGUAAGAAAUGGGGCCUCAUAAUUAAUCGAUGAUCAGAUAGCGAAAGGUCGGCUUAGUACAAUGCUGCUCAGAGGUAACUGAUGACAUAUAAUAAUGUCGGUGAAUCUGAAUUAGAUAUAUCUAUCUGUCUGUCUGCUAGCUGAUGAUUAUUAUUAUUAGUAUUAUUAUUAUUAUUAUUAAUUGAUUUAAAUAGCUGCAUUUUAUGUGUUCUUGAUCGUCUACGUACCUUGUGGGUGAAUAAUUUGGGUUAUGUGUUUGUUUGUUGUAUUGUUUUUUGCUAGAUUUGGACUUCUGUUAAUUAAUUGAAGACUUUGUGAACUACUAUUGAUUUUGUUAUAU